GCAUAAUAAUUUUAAAAUUAUACGUUUGCCGAAAGAACGCGCGUUGUACCUAUUUAACGUUCAAUUGAAAUUGUGGCGGAAAAACGGGUCAACGGCAAGUAAUCAGCAUAAAAAAUUUGUCGGAACAAAUAAUGCGAAUACGAUAAGAUAACAUCGAUGUUACCAACACAUUUAAUGUCUCUCCAUGGUAUUUUCACGCAAAAAAGAAAAACUAUGGCGUUAUGCGUCAGAAAAUAUGCAAUUUGCAGCAAAUGCGGAUGGGACGAACAAUCAGCCACCACAGCCGCAUCGCCUUCAACCUCUACGCCACCCUCAAUACCAUCAAGAACAACAGUUGAUACAACAAUCCAGACAGUCAUACAGAAAUUGUUGCUUAAAUUCGAACAGUUCGCCAUUGGCGAUAGUGUCGAAUAUAUCACAACACCGCCAACAACAGUCAAAUACUCCCCUGCCACCAUAUUCAUCCGGGCCUUAUGGAAUGGACUGCUCCGGAUCAUCCGAAGUUCAUGCCGAUUACCUUAUGUCGUUUCGUCAGCAAUCACAAUACACAACGGAUGCGGAAACGGAAAUUUCUGCAUCAGCAACGGAAUCAGAAGAUCAAAUAGCAGCAAAUUACAAAAUAACUGGCUGCGAAUACGAAAACUAUGGCGACAAUAUGUCCGUCGACAUAUGCGAACAAUCCGACAACAGCAGUUAUUAUCAACUAAGUCAAAAAUUACAGGAACAGGAACAGCAACAACAAUUACAACAACAUCAACUACUACAACAGCAGCAGCAACAACAACAACAACAAGUACGUCGUCCAACACUGACCAGUCAAACUUCAGCAGUUAUAACAUCGACUGUAACAACAAUUGCAACGACCGCUUCGAAUUUGGUGCGGAAUUGUUGUGGAGGCGUAUUUUCGUCACAAUCGCGUAUCGAUAUAACAUGCCCGAACAACAACAAUGCCAGCAACAACAAUAUGAAAAAUCGUUACGAACAACGGCAUCGCAUGGGAACUCUAACCAAAAAGUCUGCUCUCACUUCAACGACUAUGGCCAAAGAGUAUUUCAAUGCUCUGUUAAAGAACAUGAAAAAAAGUCAAAUAUCGGCAUUGCUGACAGCAGUCACGAGUCGUCGAUCCGAUCAAUCGAUAUUAACAUCGGACGCGAGAAAUCGUUUAGCCGUGCACCAGCAAUGUAUUCUGGUAAAACGUGGUCUUAUUAUCGACGAAGAACCGUUCGUAGUCGUGUGUGCGCUUUUUCUUUGGCAAAAUUUAAGAGACGCAUCCGAACUGAAACGCUUGCCAAUAUGUCCAACAGAGUGCGAUCCCGUCUAUGUGUGUUGCAAUCCGUUGCAUUGGUUUCGGAUUACAGAAACAACAGCAUGGGUAAUGGUAGCGCAGGCGUUGAAAAUCCAUAAGUGGCGAUAUCAUCGUCUUCAUCAUCAUCGCAAUCAUUAGCAUGAAUAAUACAAAACAAAGCAGCGUAAAACAAUAUUAACUAUACAUCCUACCUACCUACCUGUUUUUGAGCCGAACGAACAGCUAUAUCAAGGCAUGCGAAUCGAAGCCAAUGCAGUGAAUGUUGCUGUGGAAUCUCAACACCACAAACGUAAGCAGUCUCAGCACAGAUACCGGCGCAUGCGUAGUUAGUUCUUUUAACCAGAAAAAAACUGUCUUCAUAUUGUUACCUUUAAGUAGAAGUAUCGGAACAAGACAAACGCAAAGUAACCUAAACAUAUAACUAAAGAUAAAAAAGUCAGAAGUAUCUUUGGUUAGAACAAGUUUUCUACCACUUGUAUUGUUGGUUCGAAGGGUUACACUAACGUUGGGAACCCUUUUUUUUUAAACA
Teleopsis dalmanni is the source of this 1835-nucleotide messenger RNA. RefSeq names its product GATA zinc finger domain-containing protein 5-like. The transcript has 2 exons. Bases 185 to 1444 code for a protein of 419 amino acids. Lineage: Eukaryota; Metazoa; Arthropoda; Insecta; Diptera; Diopsidae. Gene Ontology annotation, biological process: SMAD protein signal transduction; regulation of transcription by RNA polymerase II; BMP signaling pathway. Gene Ontology annotation, cellular component: heteromeric SMAD protein complex. The record is from RefSeq and is a predicted model, not a curated record. Gene Ontology annotation, molecular function: I-SMAD binding; transcription regulator inhibitor activity.